This is a messenger RNA of Alternaria incomplexa, 864 nucleotides long. RefSeq lists its product as uncharacterized. Gene Ontology annotation, cellular component: Ski complex. Gene Ontology annotation, molecular function: protein binding. The record is from RefSeq and is a predicted model, not a curated record. The transcript has 2 exons. Bases 1 to 864 code for a protein of 287 amino acids. Lineage: Eukaryota; Fungi; Ascomycota; Dothideomycetes; Pleosporales; Pleosporaceae.
AUGUCUACGAAAACGGCGCUGAAGGCUGCGAAGGCGGCCAUUGGCGCAAAGGAUUGGGAGGAAGCGAAGAACCAAGCGACAGCAGUGCUGGAGAAGGAGCCCCAAAACUACUUCGCCUAUCUGUUCCUCGGACGCGCCAACGACGGUCUGAGCAGAUUCGACGAAGCGGCGAAAGCCUACUAUGACGCGACCAAGCUCAAGCCUGAAGAUCCACAGGCAUGGCUCGGGCUAAGGGGCAUGUACGAAGGUCUCAAGGGCGCCAAGGUUGAUGAGAACAUUGAUGUCGGACUGGAACUAGCGCAGAUAUACAUGAAUUUGGACGACGCGCACAAGUCCCAAUCUGCCAUCGAUAAGCUCGUAGAUCACGCCCGUGCUCAUGGCACCAAGACUCAAUAUGCACGCGCACUCAGUACCCAGCUGCCGUCCUUUCCCGUAUACUCUUACCUCGAAGGUCGUCUGCCAGACCCGUCAAAAACGUACACGCGCAUCGCCGAGAUCCACGAGACACAGGAGGCUUCCACAAUCAAGCGGCUCAUAGAAGAGAGACGACUUCGCAUCGGCGCGACACUGGAGGGUACCACAGCCUCUGUUAAGAACGAGAUAUACGCUACUAGCCCGCUAGAAGGGAUAUACGAGGAGAUCAUCAACUGGACGGGCGAUGACGAGCUGAGACGGGAAUACGAGGAGAAGCUGCUUGCUAGAGCGUACGAUACCUUGAUGGUGCUGCCAUCAGGAGAAAAGGCGGAGAAGAGGGAGAAAGUCAUGAAGCUGGCCCAUGACAUGGUUGUGAUCAAGCACCCGAACCUCCUGGCUUGGACAAUCGAGUUGGAGUGGCGGAGCGGUAUGGAGGUCGAGGCAUACUAG